CCCGGGCAGUAGCGAGCGAGUCCAUUUGUUGUUGUAGUUGUUGUUUUAUUGUUGUUGUUUAUUAUUCUCGUUUAUUCUUUUGUGUAUCGGUCGCUUGCACCGAUGGCGAGCGUGGACUUCUGGCUGCUGCAGGCUCGGGCGCUGGGCGGCCCCGAGGUGGACGACUUCUGCCGUCGCCUCGCCGCCGCGCUGGUGGCACGGGGGGACGCCGGCGCCGAGGCCACCGUGCUGCUCCAGCGCCUGCACCUCGUGGUGUCGGCCAGCAGGAAGAGACGGAGGCUGCCUAGGGAGGUUCUGGACAAGCUGCUGGCCAUGCUACUGUUCCCCACCGCCCCAGACAGCGUGCACACGCUGUGCGCCGGCGUGCUGCGGGAUUUGGGGCCCCGGCUCGCCCCCGCGCUGCCCCACGCCUCCGAGCCGGUGCCUGGGGACAACACUGCCACUCCUCCCACCCCCACUGCGAGCCCUGCCGGUGCCACCGCCACGGAGCCUCCGCUGCUCUCCUUGACACUGCUGUGCGAUGACGUGGCGGCCCUGGACGCCUCGACCCUGACUCGCCUGGCGCCCGUGCUGCUCGCUCAGGGCAACGUGAACGGAGAGGUGCAGCAGCUGCUGGGACGAGUUUUGCGGCUGCUGGAGGGGAGGGGGGGCAUCCCCGAGGGGGGCUCGGGGGCCCCCCGCUUGCUGGCUGUGCUGGCUCGCAUCGUGCACCUCUACCCUGCCCUGCUCACCUCUGAGCAGUGCGACGCUGUGAGCCGCCGUCUCGCCCAGUGGCUCCGCUACACGGGGACCUCCCAAGGAGCCCCCUCCUCCCACUCCUCCUCCUCGGCCGGAUUCUUCUCAGCGGCGCGGGGAAGCAGGUACCGCCAUCCCCUGGCUCCUGUGCAGGAGGUGGACGGCAGCCCAGUGGGAGACUUCUUUACCGUGCUGUGCAUUGGUCAGCACUACACCCACGAGCAGUGGCUGCACCUUCACUCCUUCUCCAUGCUGCGCCUCUGGCUGCAGGCCUGCCUCACCCUCACCCCCGCUGAGGGGCGCGUGUCGUUGCCGGGCGGCUCGGUGUCAUCGCUGGUGUCGGGGGCGUCGGCGGCGUCGGCGCAGGGCGGCGCCCGUGACCGCCUCGCGCGCGCCGCCUUCGAGUACAGCCUCCGCGUGCUGGGCCAGGCCGAGAGGAAAGCCACGAAGAGGAUUGACGCUGAACUCCAGGGAGCGUGCGUGGAGGAGGCACUGUCUCUGCUACAGUUGCUGUGCCGCCUGGACCCUGACCUCGUGACCCCAGCGUUCUCGGCCGUGUCGCGUCUCUCGGGGAGUCUCCUCUCCUCCCGAUCGCACCCACGCGCCCUCCUCCCCGCCGCACACUUUCUGCUGCACCACGGCGAGACGCUGGCGGUGGAUGCCAGCGCCGCGUGCCGGGCGGCGCUGACGCGACUGCCCUCCGAGCUGGGUCGCGACCCCGUGACUUCUCAACUGCUGGUCACAUUCUGCCGCCGCAACGCGUCGCGGCUGAGCGAUGUCCUGCCAAGAACGUUUCCCAGCUUGCUCAAGCUGGUGGCGUGGCACACCGUGGCGCUGCUUCCCGACUUGGUGGAGCUCAUGCCGGCGAUAAUGGGCCGGUCCACCGCCCUGGAGCUCUUCCACAGCCUCCUGGACCUGCCCGUCCUCACAGCCGCCCUGGCCCUGCGGUACGAGGGGGGUGCCACCACCCCGAGCAGACCGGCGGGUGAGCUGCCCCACGAGGCAACCCUUGACCCCCUCACUCAGGGCAUGCUGCGCUUCCUACUGAGGGAGGAGUCCGGCUUGGGAGAUACCAUUGACAAGCUGGCGAUGCUGCACGGGGAGCUGGAGUCGCUGCGUGGGCACCGGCGCGUGCUGCUGUGCGCUCGCGCUGCCCCCGUCCUGCUCCACGCCUUCUUCUGCGCGCUGGCUCACCGGGCGGACGAGGAGGAGCUGGUGGCGGAGCUGUUCCCCGUGCUGCUGGAGCGGAGCACUCAGCUCUACGGCAUCGCCGCCUUCCAAGCGGACGUGCUGCGUUUGCUGGGGGCGGAGGUGGAGCGUGUUUGCUCACUGCAGCCGUCGCUGCUGCUGGCGCACUCCGGAGACGUCGCCCACGUGGUCUCCUCUCUCUCCAGCCGCCCCGACCACGAGUCACUCCUCGUCAGCCUGGUGUGGGCGGUGGGCGAGCACGCGCCGGGCGACGCGCCGCACACCACGCUCGCCGCCUACUUCGCGGCGCUGGAGACGCUGCUCUACGAGGCGCUGGCGUCCCAGCCCCCCCGCCACCCCCCGCGUGGUGGCAGCCGUGUGCUCCGCCCUGGCCAAGCUGGCGGCGCGGAGCCAGGACCUCAUCCCACGGCUGCAGCUCGGCCUGGGCAAGGUGUGCACGCAGUACGGGGCAAGCGGCGGGCGCGGCGCUAGCGCCAGCGCGCGGGAGCUGGCGUCGCGAGCGCGGGAGCUCUCCGGCCUGGUGGCGCAGCCCACGACGGCCCAGUGCGUGCUGGGCGGCACCGCCGCGAUGCCGGCGUCGCUCCUCCACCACCAACGCGACCCGCACACCGUGCCGCCGCUGGCGCUCGCCGCGCUGUGCU
Messenger RNA from Lethenteron reissneri (Far Eastern brook lamprey), 2585 nucleotides. Its product is annotated as AP-5 complex subunit zeta-1-like. The record is from RefSeq and is a predicted model, not a curated record. Lineage: Eukaryota; Metazoa; Chordata; Hyperoartia; Petromyzontiformes; Petromyzontidae. Gene Ontology annotation, cellular component: AP-5 adaptor complex.